AAUGGUUUCUAGGUAAAUCACUUCUGGGUCGAAUUUGGCGCUGUUGCUGUUUCCACUUUUCUGUUAUUCGUCAUCAGCUCCACGUUAUCUGGUAGCUUUAUCGUGGCAUUUAAUGUGUUGUACUUUUGGAUAUCUCACUACCAAACACCCCGACUCGAUAUUGAAUAUCAGCAAAAGUUAAGCUUUGGAAUGGGCAGUCAUUUCCGCAGCUACAUCUGGGACCCGGUCCUGAUUUUGUCCCAGAUUGUGUUGAUGCAAUGCAUCUACUACAGCUUCCUGGGUCUGUGGCUGGCUGGAGUGGACAGUCUUGUACAAACCAACAGAUCACUGGACCAGAUCUUCAGUUAUGAGGUUCUUGGAUUUGCAACGAUGCAGGGCAGACUCUCAAUGAUGGCAUUCAUCUUAAACUCACUUACCUGUGCCCUGGGCCUGUGGUUCUUCAUCCGCCGAGGGAAGCAGUGUCUGGACUUCACUGUCACCGUGCACUUCUUCCACAUGAUAGGCUGUUGGAUCUACAACGCCCACCUCCCGGCGGCCCUGUCCUGGUGGCUGGUCAACGUGGCCUGCAUGGCUCUGAUGGCUGUGAUUGGAGAGUACCUGUGCAUGCGGACUGAGCUCAGGGCCAUCCCAGUCAACAGUGGACCUAAGUCUAACCUUUGACCUCUGACCUCCACCUGACCCCACUCUGUGACUCUGGCUCACUCCCUGUGAACUGUUCACCGACAGUAAUCUGCCCAGUAUGAUGUGGGGUAUGACAUUUGUGCCCAAAGACUUGGUGGGACUGGGAAGCAAGCUGCAAUAAAGCAGUAGUUGGAUGUAGAGACAGAGAUGUGCCAAAUUGGAACGUUGCACACCUCUCAGUGGAUCCAAGGACUUGGAGAUUAACUGAAAUGGUGCUGGUUGCUGUAUUUAUUUGUAAACAUGUACUACCUGUCUAACAGUGAAUGCUAACUUCUUCCUCGACCCACUAAGAUAUCACUUGCUUUGAGACAGUUCGAAGCAGAGUUUAGUUUGUCUUACAAAGAUCUUAAUGGUUUCAUGAUUUUAUUAAAUGAUGAUGAUAUUCACAUAAUGAUUGUGGCGAAA
Messenger RNA from Coregonus clupeaformis (lake whitefish), 1086 nucleotides. RefSeq names its product protein SYS1 homolog. Lineage: Eukaryota; Metazoa; Chordata; Actinopteri; Salmoniformes; Salmonidae. Gene Ontology annotation, biological process: Golgi to plasma membrane protein transport; Golgi to endosome transport; protein localization to Golgi apparatus. The record is from RefSeq and is a predicted model, not a curated record. The transcript is spliced from 4 exons. Gene Ontology annotation, cellular component: Golgi membrane; trans-Golgi network. Bases 190 to 660 code for a protein of 156 amino acids.